CUUAACUCGCCUGCUGGCUGUGCUGUGCUGUGUGCAGCUCGCGCUCUCGCUGCUGUGUGAUUCGUUCAGUACGCUCCAGUCGAUCCAUUAAGUUGGAUCACUUUUCUUUCAGCCAAGCGACGGCAAAACAUAAUUUUAAGUCGAUCAAGGACAGCAGGACAUAACUGAGCAGCCAGAGUGCAAAGGGCAUCAUGUUGCCCCAUUGGAAGCGGCUGCUGUUCGCCGCUGUAAUUGCUGGAGCAUUAGUUGGUACAAAUGCUCAAUUUUGGACGAAUCCCGGUGCGACUGGCUCUAUCCAUGAGUCGCUACGUCACCAUACACGAGAUGAUCCUAGAGAUACGUUUUCCAUCGAUGAAAGUUACGAUAUUGUAGAUUCGGCGAGUAUUCAGCGUGGCGCACCUUUGCCAAAGAACUGCACUGCUGGGUAUGCGGGCUGCGUGCCCAAGUGUAUUGCCGAGAAGGGUAAUCGUGGUCUGCCCGGACCCGAGGGUCAGACUGGACCGAAGGGUCUGCAAGGUUAUGCGGGACCAGAGGGUCCGCCCGGUGACAAAGGUCAGAAGGGUGAUCCGGGUCCAUUUGGAGCAAGAGGUCAGAAGGGUGAGCGAGGAUCACGCGGUAUUCCCGGUCUGCCAGGCGUUGCUGGCGUCCAAGGCCCAGCGGGAAAUCCUGGUGCACCAGGUCUCAAUGGCAAGGAUGGUUGCGAUGGCACCGCUGGUUUGCCAGGUCUUCCAGGCCUGUCCGGUAUGGUUGGUCCUCGCGGCUACACCGGCGGACCUGGUCCCAAGGGCGAGAAAGGUGAACCAGCUAAAGAGAAUGGUGACUAUGCCAAAGGUGAGAAAGGUGAGCCCGGUUUUGCUGGACGCUCUGGCGCCCCCGGACCCGAAGGAGAACGCGGCGAGAAAGGUCAACGUGGCGAUACAGGACCUUAUGGACCUCCUGGACCGCGAGGUGAUCGCGGUAUCAAGGGUGAGAAGGGCGCUGCAUGCUUUGCCACAGCUAUGCCCGGCGAGAAAGGUGACAAGGGCGAGAAAGGAGAUCCAGCUCCCAAGCUUCCUGUUCAUGGUUCCGAUACUGUUAUGGGACAGCGCGGCGAUGUUGGCCAGAAAGGUGAAAUGGGUUAUAUGGGCGAGAAGGGUGGACUUGGACCCGCUGGUGAGCCUGGACUUGAUGGACCAAAGGGUGAAAAGGGUGUGCCUGGCUUCGUAGGAGAUCGAGGUCGCCCAGGCAACUUUGGACCGACAGGACCUGCUGGACAGAAGGGAGAUCGUGGUGAGACGGGUCUAAAUGGAUUGCCUGGAUUACCCGGCAUGAAGGGUGAGCCAGGACGACCAGGUAAACCAGGUGAACGCGGUUUGGUUGGUCCGGCAGGCCCUCCUGGCGGAGGACGCGGUCAGCCGGGCGCCCCAGGACCCAAAGGACCUCGUGGCUAUAGCGGUCCCCCGGGCCCUCAAGGUCUCAAUGGUAUGGAUGGUCCUCAAGGACCUCAAGGCUACAUGGGUCCCAAAGGAGGUCCUGGUCUGCCUGGAAUUCCUGGCAAUGAAGGCCCUGCCGGACAGAAGGGCGAAAAAGGUAUUCCUGGAUUCGUCGGCUCUCCGGGUCCAGUCGGACCAAUUGGCCAAAACGGCCCUCCAGGACUUGACGGACAAAAGGGUGAGCCUGGCUUACCCGGCUAUGGCAUUCAAGGCCCCAAAGGCGAUGAUGGAAUCAAUGGUUUCCCCGGCCAGAAGGGCGCUAAAGGCGAAAGAGGCUAUAAGGGCAAUGCUGGUGUUCCCGGAGAUUCGAAAUUGGGCAGACCUGGUACCCCCGGUCCAGCAGGUAUUCCUGGCCCACAGGGUGAUGCUGGUCGUCCUGGCAUACCCGGUGACAAAGGCGACAUGGGUCCAAAAGGUGAUGCAGGUGGCAAAUGUUCUCUAUGCCCACCCGGCGCUAAGGGAGACAAAGGCGAGCGUGGUGUGAAUGGCAUCCCAGGCAACCCAGGUCCUCGUGGCCCACCAGGUGAACGAGGCUAUGCUGGCGAGCGUGGUGAUGAUGGCAUUGUUGGACAAACAGGACCUCCUGGCGAGAAAGGCCUUGAUGGUUUGCCUGGUGCACCCGGUGCAACAGGAAAGCCUGGCAACUCAGCUUUUGUUAACUUGAGUCAAAUCAUCCCAGAGAAAGGCCCCAAGGGAGACCCUGGAUAUCCAGGAGCUCCUGGCAUUAAGGGCGAACGUGGUGAUAGUGGAAUACCUGGCUUGCCUGGUGCUAAAGGCGAAAUGGGUGUCAAGGGCGACAAGGGUUACAUGGGCCAGCCGGGCACAGACGGUGCUCCUGGUGCACGUGGACGUGAUGGUUUUGAUGGCUUCCCUGGACAGAGCAUCAAGGGAGAACCUGGCCGCUCCGGUGUGGAUGGACCUAAAGGUGACAAGGGUAGCCUUGGAUAUGUAGGACAGAAGGGCGAGCCCGGCACUUGCGCGGCUAGUGAACUGAAAGUACCCAUGAAAGGCAACAAGGGCGACCGUGGUCCUACGGGUAUGCCUGGACCGAUCGGACCAAUGGGCCAGAAGGGCGAGAUUGGCAGGAACGGUGAGAAGGGUGACACAGGUCCACAAGGUCCUCCUGGCUUGGUUGGCCCUCGUGGUAUUACUGGACCUCGCGGCGAGAAAGGAAACCCAGGCCAAUAUGGUGCGCCCGGUAACGAUGGCAAGGACGGACUUCGUGGACCACCUGGUCGCUAUGGCGAGCGUGGACAAAAGGGUGAACAAGGCGCUACUGUGGCUGGUCCUCCCGGUCCUGCAGGUCGCGAUGGUUUGACAGGCGAGAAGGGAGAUCGCGGUCCGGUUGGUGCCAUUGGCAUGAUCGGGCCUAUGGGCAAUCCUGGCUAUCCCGGAGACAAGGGUGAUUCCGGUUUCCCUGGUCAACCUGGUGCCACUGGCGCUCUUGGACAGAAAGGAGAACCUGGCCCAAUCGGUCCGGAAGGUCGUCCUGGCCCACCUGGUAUACCUGGCAUUGCUGGUGUCCAAGGUCGUGAUGGUGCCAAGGGAGAGCCAGGCAGUAUUGGACUCGUUGGCAUGCCUGGUAGCAAGGGCGAACGCGGUGCACCUGGCAACGAUGGUCCUAAAGGUUUAACUGGCUUAGCUGGUGCUCCCGGCAAACGCGGUCCAAUUGGACCUGCAGGAAUUCCCGGCAUGAAGGGUGACAAAGGCGCACGUGGCUUGACUGGCAACGAUGGUCUGCCCGGCGCUCGAGGACCGACUGGACCACCCGGUAUGAUGGGAGUUAAGGGAGACAUGGGCCCACGUGGCUUGCCUGGACAAGAUGGUUUGAAUGGUUUGCCCGGAGAGAAGGGUAACCAAGGUCUUCCAGGUUUUGAUGGACCUCAGGGAGAGCCGGGCGACGCUUCCGAAAAGGGACAAAAGGGCGAGCCCGGUGUCUCCGGAUUGCGCGGUCAAGAUGGCUUACCCGGUGCCCCUGGACUGCCAGGCGAGAAGGGUUUACCUGGAAUUGCUGUACACGGUCGACCAGGCCCACAGGGCGAGAAGGGUGAUACUGGACGUGAUGGACUCUACGGACAAGAUGGUCUGCCCGGUGAGAAAGGUGACCGUGGAUUCAAUGGACCACCUGGUGCAAAGGGUGACAAGGGCAAUUCUGGACUGCCUGGCAAUCCUGGAAUUCCUGGCCGCGAUGGUUUGCCUGGACCACAAGGUAGUCCUGGACCGAUCGGCUAUCCUGGUGCUAAGGGUGCCAAGGGUGAGCGUGGUCCAGGAGGCGUUGAUGGACUAAAAGGCGCAAUGGGUCUACCGGGCAGGCCAGGUUACCAAGGAGCACCUGGCUUGAAGGGCGACAAGGGCGAAAAAGGUCUCAGAGGUCCAGCAGCUGAAGUCGAUCUGUUUGCAUUAAGAGGGGAAAAGGGUACGCCUGGCAGCCCAGGCUUGACUGGUUUGCCUGGACUUCAAGGUAUCAAGGGUAACCAAGGCCCAGCUGGCUACCCCGGCGAGAAGGGAGAACGAGGCUUAACAGGACCAGCUGGCGUUCCUGGCUUAGCUGGAGAGCCUGGACCUAAGGGCGAUAUGGGUUUGCCCGGUGAACGCGGUUUUCCAGGACCUGUUGUCCGGGGAGAGAAGGGUCUACCAGGACGUGCGGGUAAAAAUGGACGCCCAGGUGCUCCUGGUUUGCCUGGUAUGAAGGGUGAGCGUGGCUUGGCCGGCUUGCCAGGUAAUGCUGGUCUAGUCGGUUUGCCUGGUCCAAUUGGUCCCAUGGGUCCCAAGGGUGAACGUGGUUUGACUGGCCCUCCUGGCAUCGAUGGCAUCGCUGGCAUGGAUGGCGCGACAGGCGAAAAGGGUGACGUUGGCUAUCCAGGCAUGAAGGGUGAUCGCGGCCUUCCCGGCUUGGAAGGCCAAAAGGGUGACAAGGGCAACUCUGGACCUCCCGGUCCUCCUGGCUUAAACGGCCUAACUGGUCUUAAGGGAGAUACUGGCGCUCCUGGUUUGCCGGGCCAUCCAGGUCCAGCUGGUGCCCCAGGCGAGAAAGGCUUCACAGGGCCUAAGGGUCGUGACGGUCGCGAUGGUCUUCCUGGAUUGCGCGGCGAGAAGGGCGAGCCUGGCAUGAUUCCUCCUCCCGGCCCUAAGGGCGAGCCUGGUCGUCCCGGUCGUGAUGGCGAGAAGGGCGACCGUGGACCACAAGGUGAACGCGGUCUUAUUGGUAUUCAAGGCGAGCGUGGCGAGAAAGGUGAACGUGGCUCGAUUGGUUUGACUGGUCCCGUUGGCCGACCCGGCCUCAAAGGCGAUCGCGGUGAACAAGGUUUGAUUGGUCUAGAAGGUGAGGUCGGUCCCAUGGGCUUCAAGGGUGAGCCCGGUCUGCCCUGCUCUGGCGCACAGGAUUAUCUCACUGGCAUACUACUAACGCGCCACAGCCAAAAUGAUCAGGUGCCACAGUGUGCUCCUGGACAUGUAGAACUCUGGACGGGCUACUCAUUGCUCUACGUAGAUGGCAACGACUACGCACACAAUCAAGACUUGGGCUCGCCCGGCUCCUGUGUGCCACGCUUCUCCACAUUGCCCGUGAUGUCCUGUGGACAGAACAACGUUUGCAACUAUGCAUCGCGCAACGAUAAGAGCUUCUGGCUAUCCACCUCAGCGCCCAUACCCAUGAUGCCCGUCAAUAGCCAGGAGAUUAGCAAAUAUAUUUCAAGGUGCGUCGUCUGCGAGGCACCAGCGAAUGUCAUUGCCGUGCACAGCCAGUCGCUGGCGAUACCCAACUGCCCCAAUGGCUGGGAAGGACUAUGGAUUGGCUACAGCUUCCUCAUGCACACGGCUGUGGGUAAUGGAGGCGGUGGUCAGGCCCUGCAAUCGCCUGGCUCCUGCUUGGAGGACUUCCGUGCCACUCCGUUCAUUGAGUGCAACGGAGCUAAGGGACACUGCCAUUUCUAUGAAACAAUGACCAGCUUCUGGAUGGUUACCCUAGAGGAUAACGAUCAGUUCAACAAACCCGAACAGCAAACGCUCAAAGCAGGCAAUUUGCUUUCGCGUGUAUCCAGGUGUCAAGUCUGUGUGAAGAACUCGUCAUAAAGCGCACACCAAUAAUUUUAAUCUAAAUGUAAUGCCUUAACUAUACCAACGAACAAAAACAACAAACACACACACACACACGCAUACACAAACACACAUACUAGAACCAACACUGCUACCAAAUUCCUUAAAAGCAAACAACUAACCAAAUAUAUACAAAAAGUACCCAAAGAAGAAAUAUAUAUAUAACUAUAUGUAUGUGUAGGUCCGCCCCGAUUAGGGUGGAGCGAGUUUGCCAUUUUUUGUAUCUGCCAUUUUUUUAAAGAAAAAACAAAAAAUAAAUGAAAACCAAUGUAAGCUGCUUCUUAGUUACGAGUAAGUUAAGUAAAUCAACAACAACAAAUAAACUAGCCUGGUAAUAUGUAAAACAAGAAAAGAACGUUUAAUAAUACAUCCCCACUUGUUUGUUUCCUUUAUCUGUAUCUUCCAUAUGUUGUCGAGAUGUGAAGGAAUUGUAUGAUGCGAUAUUCAAAAUUAUAUUUUUGCGUACUCAACAUUGUGCUAGAGCCUAAAACGAAGCCCUAAUUAAACAACAAGAAAACAAAUGAAUAAAAUAAAUAAAAACAUUUUUUCUUAA
This is a messenger RNA of Drosophila mojavensis, 6120 nucleotides long. RefSeq names its product collagen alpha-1(IV) chain (gene Col4a1). Gene Ontology annotation, molecular function: extracellular matrix structural constituent. The coding region runs from base 192 to 5543 and encodes 1783 amino acids. The transcript has 9 exons. Gene Ontology annotation, cellular component: collagen trimer. Lineage: Eukaryota; Metazoa; Arthropoda; Insecta; Diptera; Drosophilidae. The record is from RefSeq and is a predicted model, not a curated record.